Molecule: messenger RNA, 4002 nt
Organism: Erinaceus europaeus (western European hedgehog)
Lineage: Eukaryota; Metazoa; Chordata; Mammalia; Eulipotyphla; Erinaceidae
Gene: FCSK
Product: fucose kinase
Exons: 24
Coding region: 176-3415 (1079 amino acids)
Biological process (GO): GDP-L-fucose salvage
Molecular function (GO): fucokinase activity; ATP binding
Source: RefSeq, a predicted model, not a curated record
UGUCCAAUUCUGGCGCCGACCUGUUGUUUGGCCUGGGCUAGGCCAGGACGUAUGGACCGGUGAGACUACAUUUCCCAGGGUGCUCCGCGGUGGAACGCGCACCAUUCCCGGCGGCCUUAAAAAGCCAGCUCUACUGGGGGCCGUGGAGGCAGGAAGCCCCUCAACUUGGGUCAGAAUGGAGAAACCCCAGGGGGUUGAUUGGACAGUCAUCAUCUUGACAUGCCAGUACAAGGACAGCGUCCAAGUCUUCCAGAGAGAGCUGGAAGUGCGACAAAAGCGGGAGCAGAUCUCUGCUGGGACGCUGAUAUUGGCUGUGGAGGACCCCGAGACACAAGUGGGCAGCGGAGGAGCCACCCUCAACGCCCUGCUUGUGGCUGCGGAGCACCUGAGCGCCCGGGCAGGCUUCACGGUGGUCACGUCUGAUGUCCUGCAUUCAGCCUGGAUCCUCAUCCUGCACAUGGGCCGAGACUUCCCCUUUGAUGACUGUGGCCGAGCUUUCACCUGCCUCCCUGUGGAGAACCCCCAGGCACCGGUGGAGGCUGUGGUCUGUAACCUGGACUGCUUGCUAGACAUCAUGAGUCACCGGCUGGGCCCAGGCUCCCCACCAGGCGUGUGGGUUUGCAGCACUGACAUGCUGCUCUCUGUUCCUCCAAACCCAGGAAUCAACUGGGAUGACUUCCGGGGUGCUAGAGUAAUUGCCCUUCCAGGGAGUACAGCUUAUGCUCGGAACCAUGGUGUUUUUCUCACAGACACCCAGGGCUUCGUUUUGGACAUUUAUUACCAAGGCACGGAGGCACAGAUACAACAGUGCACCCAGCCUGACGGGCGGGUGCCUCUGGUCUCUGGGAUUGCAUUCUUCUCUGUGGAGACAGCUGAGCACCUCCUGGCUACCCAUGUGAGUCCACCCCUGGAUGCCUGCACCUACAUGGGCUUGGACUCAGGAGCCCGGCCUGUCCAGUUGUCCCUAUUUUUCGACAUUCUGCUCUGCAUGGCUCGGAAUGUGAACAGGCAAGACUUCUUGGCAGGACGGCCCCCUGAAAUGUGCCAGAGAGAUACCUGUGUUGAGGGGUAUCUGCAGGGAGCCCGGGCAGAGCUGUGGAAGGAGCUUCAUGAUCAACCUCUCACUAUUGCAUAUAUCCCUGAUGGCAGCUACAGCUUCAUGACCAACUCAGCCACUGAGUUCCUGCACAACCUUACUUGUCUGGGGGCUCCGGAGCCCCAGGUGGUACACUCCCAGGUGGAGGAGUCAGAGCUUCUGGCGUCGGGGAGCUCUGUGGUCAGCUGCCUGCUGGAGGGCCCCAUCCAUCUGGAGCCUGGGAGUGUUCUGCAGCACUGCCACCUUCAGGGCCCCAUUCACAUUGGUACUGGUUGCUUUGUGAGUGGUCUAGACACAACCCAAUCCGAGGCACUACAAGGCCUGGAGCUGCAUGACCUUGUCCUCCAGGGACACCACGUGAAGCUACGUGAUGCUCCCAGCCGUGCCUUCACCCUUGUUGGCCGUCUGGACAGCUGGGAGAGACAAGGGGUAGGCACAUAUCUCAACAUGUCCUGGAGUGAAUUCUUCCAGAAGACAGGCAUUCGGGACUAUGACCUGUGGGACCCAGAUGUGCCUGCUGCAGACCGCUGCCUACGUACUGCCCGCCUUUUCCCGGUGUUCCACCCCUCAAGGGCUCUGGGACCUAAGGACAUGCUGUGGAUGCUGGGCCCACAGGACAGUGGGGGUGCAGCCCUGCGGGGCUGGCGAGCCUCCUGGCGUUUGUCCUGGGAACAGCUGCAGCCAUGCCUGGACCGAGCAGCUACCCUGGCUUCCCGUCGAAACUUGUUCUUCCGCCAGGCACUGUGUAAGGCACGGCAGGUGCUGGAGGCCCGGCAGGACCUCAGCCUUCGCCCACUGAUCCAGGCUGCUAUCCAUGAGGGCUGUGCUGGGCCCCUGCUGACCACGCUGGACCAGGUUGCAGCCAGUGCGGGGGACCCUGGUGUGGCUGCUCGGUCGCUGGCCUGUGUGGCAGACGUUCUGGGCUGCAUGGCAGAGGGCCUUGGGGGCUUACGGAGUGGGCCUGCUGCCAACCCUGAGUGGCUGCGGCCCUUCUCCCACCUGGAGUGUGGAGACCUGGCGCGGGGUGUGAAGGCACUUGCCCAGGAGCGAGACAAGUGGCUGAGCAGGCCAGCCUUACUAGUCCGAGCUGCCCGCCACUAUGAAGGGGCUGGGCAGAUCCUGAUCCGCCAGGCGGUGAUGUCAGCCCAGCAUUUCAUCUCCAAGGAGCAGGUGGAGCUACCAGUACCAGGGCACUGGGUGGUAGUUAAGUGCCCAGCCCGUGUGGAUUUCUCUGGGGGCUGGAGUGACACACCACCCCUGGCCUAUGAGCUGGGUGGGGCAGUCCUCGGCCUGGCUGUGCGGGUGGAUGGCCGCCAGCCCAUGGGGGCCAGGGCACGCCGCAUCCCAGAGCCUGAGCUGUGGCUAGCAGUGGGUCCUCGGCAGGACAAGAUGACUUUGAAGAUAGUGUGCCGUAGUCUGGAGGACCUGCAGGAUUACUGCCAGCCCCAUGCCCCAGGGGCCCUGCUGAAGGCUGCCUUUAUCUGUGUGGGGAUCGUGAGCAUUUCCUCCAAGCUCCCGCUGCGUGACCAACUACUGUGCACCUUUGGGGCCGGCUUUGAGCUUCACACCUGGUCUGAGCUACCCCACGGCUCUGGCCUCGGCACCAGCAGCAUCCUCGCAGGCGCUGCCCUGGCCGCCUUAUAUCGGGUUGUAGGCCAGGCUGUGGGCACAGAGGCCUUGAUCCACGCAGUGCUGUACCUGGAGCAGGUGCUCACCACAGGAGGUGGCUGGCAGGACCAAGUGGGUGGCUUAAUGCCUGGCAUCAAAGUGGGGCGCUCCCAGGCUCAGCUGCCCCUGAAGGUGGAGGUGGAAGAGAUCACUGUGCCUGAGGGCUUUGUCCAAACGCUCAAUGACCACCUGCUCCUGGUAUAUACUGGCAAGACCCGCCUGGCACGGAACUUGCUGCAGGAUGUGCUGAGGAGCUGGUAUGCCCGCCUGCCUGCCGUAGUGCAAAAUGCCCACAGCCUGGUGCAACACACUGAGAAGUGUGCUGAAGCCUUUCGUCAAGGAAAUCUGCCUAUGCUGGGCCAAUGCCUUACCUUGUACUGGGAACAGAAGAAGCUCAUGGCCCCAGGCUGUGAGCCUCUGGCUGUGCGGCGUAUGAUGGAUGUUCUGGCCCCCCAUGUGCAUGGUCAGAGCCUGGCAGGGGCAGGUGGUGGGGGUUUUCUUUAUCUGCUGACCAAGAAGCCAAAGCAAAAGGAAGCUGUGGAGGCUGUGCUGGCCAAGACUGAGGGUCUCGGGAACUACAGCGUCCACCUGGUAGAAGUGGACACUCAGGGACUGAGCCUGCAGCUGCUGGGGGUUGAAGCCUCACCUUGAAACUCCUGUCAAGCUGUCCUGCAAGGAGAAAAUCUGCAGCUACAAUGGACCUCCUCUUCUUCCCCCAUGGUAAUCUCUCCUCCUUUUCCCAAAGGGGGCUUGACCUGAGCUUGGUGCAGCAGAGAUGAUGUUUGGAGACAGGACUGUGGCCUGGCUGACAGUAGUCUCGGCUUGGUAUCUGCUACAUUUGAACAUAGGAAGAUCCCAACACUCAUUGUCCCAUGUGGCCUUUAUAAAUUCUCCAGUCUAGAUUGGGCACUGGCCUUUACACUUUCCACAAGGGCCUAGAAGGGGAUGAUGGCUAGCUUUAGCAGAUGGCUGGGGUCUUGUGGUAAGGCUGACUCUAAAGAGGCCUUCUUUUGAGGUUAGUUGUUGCCCAAGUACUGACUUCAUGUUCAACACCUCCUCCCAAGCUGACUUGGAGGACAAAGAACAUAUGGGGGCUCAUACCCAAGCUUAUGUGCCAGUGUGGUACUGUAGCAAGUCUCUAACUCAAGCUUUAACCAGAAACACCAUAGACUGUGCCGAGUGACCCAGUGGGCAGUGGCUUCUCAGGACUGUGAUCUUGAAUAAAUUGACUGCAUUCA